Messenger RNA from Populus nigra (black poplar), 3196 nucleotides. RefSeq names its product DNA (cytosine-5)-methyltransferase CMT3. NCBI's taxonomy places the organism in Eukaryota, Viridiplantae, Streptophyta, Magnoliopsida, Malpighiales, Salicaceae. Gene Ontology annotation, cellular component: nucleus. Gene Ontology annotation, molecular function: chromatin binding; DNA (cytosine-5-)-methyltransferase activity. Bases 124 to 3045 code for a protein of 973 amino acids. The transcript is spliced from 20 exons. The record is from RefSeq and is a predicted model, not a curated record.
UUUUUAAUUCGUGUUCAAAGUUCACCCCGCCCACUCCUCUCUCGCUCUCUCUCUCCAAACCAAACCCCCCCUCUCUCUAAACGUUGCCGUUUCAUCUCCUUAUCCUUCUCCUCCUCCUCCAGCAUGCCGCGAAAACGACAGCGCAGCACAGCUUCAAAGCCAGAAACGUCGUCGUCUUCUCCUCCAAAAACGCGAAAGAUGAUGUCGACGACGACAGCGCCGAAACAGAGUCGUUUGAAUGAGAAAAAAGCAGAGGAAGAGCAGUCGACAGCGUCUACUCGGAGUCGUUUGAAGGAGAAAAAAGCAGAGAAAGAGCAGUCGAAAGCGGCUGCGCGGAGUUGUUUGAAGGAGAAAAAAGCAGAGGAAGAGCAGUCGACAACGGCUACUCGGAGUCGUUUGAUGGAGAAAGAAGCAGAGGAAGAGCAGUCGACAGCGCCGAAUCGGAGUCGUUUGAGGGAGAAGAAAGUGAAGAAGGAGGAGACAGAGGAGGUGUUCUUAGAUGCAGAGGAGGAUGAUACGAACUCGAUUGAUGAAGUAGGAGCUAAAAUGGGGACUGAUAACGGGGAUUCUAGAUCUGAAACGAAGGAGAAAGAGAAGGAGAAACGCGGAUCUGGCAAAACAAAGAAGAUAUCGACUCCUGAGAAGGCUAAGGAGGAGGAUGGAACGCCGGCGAGGUUUGUCGGAAAUCAAGUUCCUGAUGCAGAAGCGAGAAAGAAGUGGCCUCAUCGAUAUGCUAAUAAGAUAAAGAACAAAACACCAAUUUCAAAACCUUCAAACAGCUUGGAUGAUUCUGAAGAGAUAAUAAAAGCUAGAUGUCAUUACAAGCGGGCAGAGGUUGAUGGGAUCAUCUAUAAUCUCUAUGAUGAUGCUCAUGUUCAAGCUUCUGAUGGAGAAGCAGACUAUAUAUGUAGGAUAAUCGAGAUGUUCGAGGCUGAAGACAGGACCCCACAUUUUACUGCUCAAUGGUACUAUAGGUCUACUGACACGAUUAUUAAAGAUAAGUACAUUUCGGAUCCGAAGUGUGUUUUCUUUUCUGAGAUUCGAAAUGACAAUCCCUUGGACUGCCUUACUCGGAAGCUGAAAAUUGUCAGAUUGGCACUCGGUGUGGAUUCAGAGACUAGACGGGCAAAGACCUUAAAUUGCGACUUCUAUUGUGACAUGCUUUAUUUGCUUCCAUACUCCACCUUUGUCAAGCUACCAUCAGAAAACAAUACAACUGCACCUGAGAGUUCAUCAACAAUAUCCAGUGAUAUUGAUGCUGCUGGGGUAAAGUUUGACUGUGAUGAGGUUUGUGAAAGUAGUGGCCGUAGGAAAUCAGAGGUGGCUUUAUUAGAUUUGUAUUCUGGCUGUGGAGCAAUGUCUACGGGUCUUUGUCUUGGUGCUAACUUGUCUGGUUUAAAUCUUGUCACGAAAUGGGCUGUUGACUUGAAUAAGCAUGCAUGUGAAAGCUUGAGGUUGAAUCAUCCGGAGACACAGGUGAGAAAUGAGACUGCUGAAGACUUCUUAAUGCUACUGAAAGAGUGGGAAAAACUCUGCAUAAGGUUUUCCCUUGUGAAAAAUGAUGACCCGGAAAAACAACAAACAUAUAGUUUUGACAUGGAUGAUGAGGAUGAUGAUGAUGAUGAGGAGGAGGAGGAUGGCGACAACAAUGAUGUCAGUGACAAUAAUGAUGAUUCUGAAGUGUUCGAGGUGGAGAAAAUUCUUGAGGUGUGCCAUGGAGAUCCCAAGGAGAUUGGUGGCCAGCGUGACCUCUACUUCAAGGUUAGUUGGAAAAAUUAUGGACCUGAUUAUGACACUUGGGAACCAAUUAGUGGUUUGAGCAAUUGUCGGGAAGCUAUAAAGAAGUUCGUCAUGCACGGCUACAAGUCAAAUAUUCUGCCAUUACCAGGAGAUGUUGAAGUGAUUUGUGGUGGACCUCCAUGUCAAGGAAUUAGUGGCUUCAAUCGCUUUAGGAAUGUUAAAAAUCCUUUGGAGGAUCCAAAAAACAAGCAGCUUGUUGUUUUUAUGGACAUAGUAGACUUUCUCAAGCCAAAGUUUGUGCUGAUGGAGAAUGUGGUUGACCUUCUGAAGUUUGCUGAUGGAUUUCUAGGACGAUAUGCCAUGGGUUGCCUUGUAAGUAUGAAAUACCAAGCUCGGUUGGGUAUGCUGGCUGCCGGGGCAUAUGGUCUUCCACAGUUUCGUAUGCGAGUUUUUCUAUGGGGUGCUUGCGCUACUGAGAAGUUGCCACAGUAUCCUCUUCCCACCCAUGAUGUUCUUGUUAGGGGUGUUGUUCCUCUAGAGUUUGAGGGCAAUACAGUGGCUUACGAGGAGGGUGUUAAACCUCAAUUAGAAAGGAAAUUGUUUUUAGAGGAUGCAAUAUCUGACCUGCCUGCGGUUGCGAACGAUGAAAAGCGUGAUGAGAUGCCAUAUGGUGAAUCUCCUAAAACAGAAUUUCAACGAAUGAUUAGAUUGAAGAAAAUGGGUUUAGAAUUAAAUGAUUUAUUGUUUGAUCAUCGUCCUCUUGAACUAAAUGACGAUGACUAUCAACGAGUUUGUCAAAUCCCAAAGAGAAAGGGAGGAAAUUUUAGGGAUUUACCUGGUGUACGAGUAAGACCUGAUAAGAAGGUGGAGUGGGAUCCGGAAGUUCCAAGGCAAUACUUGAGCUCAGGAAAACCCUUGGUUCCUGAUUAUGCGAUGACUUUUGUCAAUGGAAGUUCUUCCAAGCCAUUUGCUCGUUUAUGGUGGGAUGAAACUGUCCCAACAGUUGUGACCCGUGCGGAGCCUCAUAAUCAGGCAAUCAUGCAUCCUGAGCAAGAUCGAGUGUUAACAAUUAGAGAGAAUGCAAGAUUACAAGGAUUUCCUGAUUAUUACCAGCUCUGUGGACCUAUUAAAGAAAGGUACAUUCAAGUUGGGAAUGCAGUGGCGGUUCCUGUAGCCAGGGCUCUCGGUUAUGCUUUAGGAAGGGCAUUUCAAGGAUUUGCCGGUGAUGAUCCUGUGUUUAGCUUGCCAAAAAAGUUCCCAAGGAUUACCGAAGAUCCCUCUUCUUCAUCUGAAGCUCAAUGCUAAACAUUCAUAUUAGUAAUUUAUCAUUAUUUUCCAUAUGUACUCAACAAAAUAUUUAUGAUUACCAUAUCCUCGCUCCCUCGUUAAAAGGCUUAUAUGGUAAACUUCAGAUUAUUUUGAAAUGAAAAUGUCAAAACAUUUCCAUGCGGGUUCA